AUGUGGAAGGAAAUACAGGAUUACAACGAACACGAAACUCCAGCUGAAAUUGACCAACAAGUGAUGGACAUUAAAUUUGACGAAGAGUUCUGGAUUAAGGUUCAUCAAAAGCAGAGUGAAGGAUCAGUGUCUUGGAACAGAGCUUUGGAUGAGGUACAAAUUGAAAAUUUUAUUCAGGACUACAAGGACAAUGGAGAACAGGAAGGUGAAGAUCCAGCAUUGUUGAUGUUGAAGCAGUGGCCAACGUCUGGCCAGUACAAAGAUAGCUCUGAUCAACUUCAAGGUCUUGAACAGAAGAUAAAUCAACUUUUGGAGAUCCUUUUAGAAAGUGAACUCAACUCAGACAAUAGAUAUCAGAGGUUCAGAGACAAAGAGGACAAGUUAUGGAAGACAUUGCUGCACUAUGCUGCAGAACUUGGCUUUUUGCAUGUUACCAAAACCCUAGUGAAAAAAUGUCCAGGGCUGCUGUAUUUGAAGACAAGAGAUUAUGGAGAUAAAAGAGCCAUGUUACCAAUAGAGUUGGCAUUGAUAGCUGAGAAAGAUGAGGUGGCAGCCUAUUUAAUAAGAGUUAUGUGGCAUAAAAGAGUCCAAGGUCUAUUUUCAUGGAGACCAGAUGACAAAAUGACAAAUCCCCUGCCAUCAUUCUUCAGCUUCAAGUGUAUUAUUGAGAAUCCUAAGAUGGAGAAAACAGUGGUGGCUAUACUAGACCAGAUGGUGAAUCCUCACUGGCCACAACUUCCAAAACGCAAAGAAAGCUAUGAAAAUGAAGAAGAAAAGGAAGGGAUUGAAGGGGCAUGGAACACAAUAACAGAUGAUCCAUUGGAAUAUCACUUUUAUUAUCAUAUUCUGGAUGGUGAUGAUGGAGGACGACCCCCAAAGAAUACGGCCUCAGGGUUGAAAGAGCAGAUGAAUAACAAAUAUUUUAACAAGAGAGACACAUCUUGUUUACACAUGAUUGCAAAGAGUUAUAAUGAGGGGGCUUUGCAGCAUCCUGUGGUUAGAAUGUUGGUUAAAACAAAAUGGAAAAGUUAUGGACACUGGUUUUUAAGCCUUCAAACAGGAUCCUUUGUCAUCUUCUUGCUGUUCAUGUCACAUUCGCUGCUGCAUGCCUCAACCAAACUGGACCCCACCCAGUACACUGAUGUACCAGAUAUCCUGCGUGGAUUUUGUGAGAUUGUCACUCUUGCUAUGGCAGUCUUUUACAUUUGUGAGGAAUUCCAUCAAAUGACAAUAGCAAGGCAUUUCUACUUCACAGAGUGGAUAACCGUGUUUGACUGGUUAGGCCUGCUGUUGAUCUUGUGUAUGAUUCCCUUGCGAUAUGCCGAGAGUGAUGUACAGUGGCUGGUGGCAUCUUUAACUUUCCUGUUCAAUUUCCUGAGGAUAUUUAAGUUUUCUUGUGUAACAAGAACAACAGGAUUAUACACACACACUUUGGCGAAGAUAAUUUUACAUGACGUAACAAGAUCCAUGGCAGUUUUUGGUGUAAUCUGUCUUUCCUUCUGUGGUGCCUUAUCAUUAUCGCUUUGUUAUUCUGAUCAAAACCAGCCGUUAAGUGGCUUUGGGAAUUUGCUGUUGAGUGGAUUUCGUGCUCUGCUCGAACAAAAGCCAAUGCUGGAAGAUCACUUAAAAUUCAACUGGCUGUCAGUUCUGUUGAUGAUGGCGUACAUGGGAAUAGUGACUUUGAUUCUACUCAACAUACUCAUUGCACAAAUGAGCACGACCUACACUCAGGCCAAGAAAGUCGCCCGUCUGGAAUAUGAUGUGGAUCGGAUUUUACAACUCUCUCGCAUGGAGGGAUUUCCUUUUCUGAAUUUGCGCGUUAAGUACUACAAGGAGGGAGACUGGAUCAGUGAAAUGGAACUCUCAAAAGAACUUCUUGAAUUCAGUGAAGAUCGCAGUCCUGGCGAGUCGGUGGAAGAGAAACUGAAUGCGAUCAGGAAUAUGAUGAGGAAGAUGGUGAAACAGAUGAGGCCUGGAAACGGAUGAAAGAAGCUCUGUGUUCCUACGUGACUACGAUGGGAAUAUGCCUUCGGUCUCCAUUUUUGUGCGCUGGUUUCUUUAGUCAUUUGACUGAGAGUCUUUCGUUUCCUGAGUUAUUUUCGCAAGGAAAUCAAGAGGAGGGUCACUGAAAACGAAAUGAGAGGACAUAGAAGUGGCCAGACGGUCUGAUCUAAGACAGUAUAAAAAGCGCAGUAUAAAAAGCAUUCAAGCAAAUCGAUUGGUUGUAAUUAAAGGGUAAUUGUUUAAGAAAAGCAAACAUCGCCGAGCGUUUGUAAAACCGCCGUUUGAAAAAGCUUCAUUUUGUAACCGACACUCUUGGACAGGAAAGUGUGAGUAACAUUAUAUGCUUACGAAAAAUGAAGGUCACCUUUGAAUAAGUUAGUUUAUAGAAAGUAUUAGUUUAUGUUUUGUUUUGAUUUUAAAUUAUUUAACCAAAAUACAUCUCCCACAGAGAUAUUUACAAGAUGUGAGAGUUAAUUACGAGAUAUUUAGUUUGUAAAGAGUUCUUUUAUCCAUCACUUUAACACGGAUACAUUUACUCAAGAGUGUAGCAUACAUUUAAAAGAAAUAAAAUAAACCGAGACGAUAGCAGGUUGAACUUC
Stylophora pistillata is the source of this 2603-nucleotide messenger RNA. RefSeq lists its product as uncharacterized. Gene Ontology annotation, molecular function: calcium channel activity. NCBI's taxonomy places the organism in Eukaryota, Metazoa, Cnidaria, Anthozoa, Scleractinia, Pocilloporidae. Gene Ontology annotation, cellular component: plasma membrane. The record is from RefSeq and is a predicted model, not a curated record. Gene Ontology annotation, biological process: calcium ion import across plasma membrane.